AAAUAUGUAUAUAUUAGUGACCAAAAGAGCUGGUACGAUGCUCAGACCUACUGCAGAGAGAAAUACACUGACCUGGUCAGUGUGAGGAACCAAACUGAGAAUGACGAGAUCUGGAGUGUGGCUAAAAUUUCAGGUUUUUGGAUCGGUCUGUUUAAUGACUCCUGGAAGUGGUCAGAUCAGAGAAACUCCACAUUCAGAUACUGGAGAUCUGACAAACCCAGUGGAAGUUUGAUCUGUGCUGCAGUGUCUGAGUCUGAUCAACGUUACUGGACUGAUGUGAACUGCAAAGAAAAACUCCCGUUCAUCUGCCAUGAGAAUAAACUGAUCCUGAUUAAGGAGAAUAAGACCUGGAAAGAAGCUCUGAUAUACUGCAGGAACCAUCAUCAUGACCUGGUCUCAGUUCGCUCUGAGGAGAUGCAGCUCUGGGUGAAGGAAGUGACUCAAAACGCCUCCACUGAACACGUGUGGCUCGGCCUGCGUCACACCUGCGCUCUGGGCUUCUGGUACUGGGUGACUGGAGAGAUGAUCUGCUACCAGAACUGGGCUCCAGGUAACGGGACAGGGUCUGAAGACUGCAGUCAUGAGGGGAGAACAGGAGCAGUGCAGUCUGGAGGAGAGCAGAAGUGGAUCAGCCUGCAUCAGAGCCAAACACUCAACUUUAUCUGCUCUACCUAUGAAGAUUAGUCAUUUUUUUCCUGUCUUUUGUGUUUGUCUUAAACAUCUAUAAACUUCCUAAUCAAACACAUUCACUCAAACAUAUUGAUUAAAGAGCAUGAGUGAAUCCACAUAGGGAUUAAAUGAAUCCUUUCCUAUACUGUAUGUAAACUCCGUGUCACACAUGCUUCUUUCAUUUUUCCCAAUAAUUAUGUUAUUCAUGCAGAUUUCUAUAAUAAUAUCGGUAUUUUAGGGAAUUAGGGUGAAAGCAUUUACUUGUAUUGCAUUUCAAUGUGUUUGGUUUACACAGAUUUCUUUUUUCUUCAUAGUUAAAGUUUAACAGCUAUCUAAUAUUUCAGCUUAUAUCAGCUUAAAUGAGCAAAUUAAAUCAUAUUGUCAUACAUACAGAAAAUGCAACUUGUCAGAAAACAGGGGUAUCUUUGUGAUACAAAUUCAGACCUAAAAACACGAUUGAUUAAACACAACAUAAAAACACAACACACACAAAGACAAUACAAAGAUGAAACAGAGACAAGGAUUAAAUAGUAAAGACAAUUAGACACAUAAGUAUCAGGUGUGCUGAGGCAGGAAGGAAUAAGACAAAGUGGGGCAGACACUCACUCACUCAUUCAUUUUCUACCGCUCAUCCGAACUUCUCGGGUGACGAACAUGGUAACCACUGAGUGGGGCAGACACGUGAACACAAAAAAACACAUGGCAAAAAGUCCAAACUAGAUCCUGACACAACUAACACACACAUUGAUGAUAAAAUUUUUAUAAAAUAUUUUCCAGAAAUAUAUCUUAUAUGUAUACAUUACAUGUCAUUUUUAAUCAGUGGUUGGUGGUCUCUCUAAUGCCGGUCAUGGUAAAUCUGAUUUCAUGUUAUUUUUUUGUCGAUUUUUUUUUAUUUUCUUUAAUACUGAAU
Messenger RNA from Tachysurus fulvidraco (yellow catfish), 1579 nucleotides. RefSeq names its product C-type mannose receptor 2-like. The record is from RefSeq and is a predicted model, not a curated record. The transcript is spliced from 2 exons. Lineage: Eukaryota; Metazoa; Chordata; Actinopteri; Siluriformes; Bagridae. The annotation marks the transcript as partial.